Phodopus roborovskii (desert hamster) is the source of this 1580-nucleotide messenger RNA. RefSeq names its product pancreatic alpha-amylase. Gene Ontology annotation, biological process: carbohydrate metabolic process. Bases 22 to 1548 code for a protein of 508 amino acids. The transcript is spliced from 10 exons. Lineage: Eukaryota; Metazoa; Chordata; Mammalia; Rodentia; Cricetidae. The record is from RefSeq and is a predicted model, not a curated record. Gene Ontology annotation, molecular function: cation binding; alpha-amylase activity.
CACUGACAACUUCAAAGCAAAAUGAAGUUCUUUCUGCUUGUUUCUCUCCUUGGGUUCUGUUGGGCUCAAUAUGACCCACAAACUCAAUACGGGCGGACUGCUAUUGUCCACCUGUUUGAGUGGCGCUGGGUUGAUAUUGCCAAGGAAUGUGAGCGAUACUUAGCUCCUAAGGGAUUUGGAGGGGUGCAGGUAUCUCCACCCAAUGAAAAUAUUGUGGUUUAUAAUCCAUCAAGGCCUUGGUGGGAAAGAUACCAACCAAUUAGCUACAAAAUAUGCACAAGGUCUGGAAAUGAAGAUGAAUUCAGAGACAUGGUGACAAGGUGCAACAAUGUUGGUGUUCGUAUUUAUGUGGACGCUGUUAUUAAUCACAUGUGUGGAGCAGGUGGUGGUGCAGGAACAAGCAGUACCUGUGGAAGUUACUACAAUGCUAAUAACAGGGAAUUCCCAUCAGUUCCAUACUCUCGUUGGGAUUUUAAUGAUGGUAAAUGUGAUGGAGAAAUUUCUAACUACAAUGAUGCUAAUCAGGUCAGAAAUUGUCGUCUGUCUGGCCUGCUGGACCUUGCACUUGAGAAAGAUUAUGUUCGUACCAAAGUGGCUGACUAUAUGAACCAUCUCAUCGACAUUGGUGUAGCAGGGUUCAGACUUGAUGCUGCUAAGCACAUGUGGCCUGGAGACAUAAAGGCAGUUUUGGACAAACUGCAUAACCUAAAUACAAAAUGGUUCUCUCAAGGAAGCAGACCUUUUAUUUUUCAAGAGGUCAUUGAUUUGGGUGGUGAGGCCAUUAAAAGUAGUGAGUACUUUGGAAAUGGUCGUGUGACAGAAUUCAAGUAUGGAGCAAAACUAGGCACAGUUAUCCGCAAGUGGAAUGGAGAGAAGAUGUCUUAUUUAAAGAACUGGGGAGAAGGCUGGGGUUUUGUGCCUACUGACAGAGCCCUUGUGUUUGUGGACAACCAUGAUAAUCAGCGAGGGCAUGGAGCUGGGGGAGCAUCCAUCCUGACAUUCUGGGAUGCUAGAAUGUAUAAAAUGGCAGUUGGAUUUAUGUUGGCUCAUCCUUAUGGAUUCACACGAGUGAUGUCAAGUUACCGUUGGGCAAGAAACUUCCAGAAUGGAAAAGAUGUGAAUGACUGGAUUGGACCACCUAAUAACAAUGGAGUAACAAAAGAAGUGACAAUUAAUCCAGACACCACUUGUGGCAAUGACUGGGUCUGUGAACAUCGAUGGCGUCAAAUAAGGAACAUGGUUGCCUUCAGAAAUGUAGCCAAUGGUCAACCUUUCUCAAACUGGUGGGAUAAUGGCAGCAACCAAGUAGCUUUUGGCAGAGGAAACAGAGGAUUUAUUGUCUUUAACAAUGAUGACUGGGCUUUGUCAGCAACUUUACAGACUGGUCUUCCUGCUGGCACAUACUGUGAUGUCAUUUCUGGAGACAAGAUUGAUGGCAAUUGCACUGGAAUUAAAGUCAAUGUUGGCAGUGAUGGCAAAGCUCACUUUUCUAUUAGUAACUCUGCUGAAGACCCAUUUAUUGCAAUUCAUGCUGAAUCAAAACUGUAAGACUCAAAUUAAAUAAAUAUAGAGAGCAUCAA